GCAUAAUACCUCGAGCUCUCACCUCACCUGCUUUUCCCAGCCUGUCCACCCUGUAACGCCCGCCUCCCUCUCUCCCGACACCUAAAACCCCUUCGAGCGCCGCUCACGAGAACAACGGCCUCUUCCACCUAGGAAUUCCCAUCUGCAGCCAGCUACUGUCUUGUGGCUCAAUUGGGACCCCGCCACCCAACCGUUGUUUGUUUUGGCCGUUUCGCGCCUUAUAUUAGCUGCCCAACCCGUUGCACUUGCGGCGGCGAACUCAUUGGCUGUCUUGUCUUGCAAUUACCCAAGUGGCACCGUAACUCCUUGCGAAUCGCCCAACCCAAUUCCCACCUUUCACCAUGUCCGAAGAACGCGCCCCUCGGGAUGUGAAGAACCACAUCCUCUUCGAGAUAGCCACUGAGGUCGCCCACCGAGUUGGCGGUAUCUACUCGGUCAUCAAGUCUAAGGCGCCAGUCACGACGGCAGAAUAUGGCGACCGCUACACUCUCAUCGGUCCGCUCAACCACCAAUCGGCCGCUGUCGAAGUCGAGGAGCUCGAGCCCACGAACCCAGAACUGGCGGCCACCAUCCAGUCUAUGCGAGAUCGCGGUAUCGGUAUACUCUACGGGCGCUGGCUGAUUGAAGGAGCUCCACGCGUCAUCCUCAUCGACACCAAGACUGCUUAUGGCUACAUGGAUGAGUGGAAAUCCGACCUGUGGAAUCUCGCAUCCAUUCCUUCGCCCCCUGGUGACGACGAGACAAACGAAGCAAUCGUCUUCGGAUACCUCGUCGCCUGGUUCCUUGGAGAGUACGUAUGCCACGAGAAAAAGAGAGCCGUCAUCGCACACUUCCACGAGUGGCUGGCCGGCGUCGCCCUCCCGCUGACAAAGAAGCGACACAUCGAUGUCACGACCAUCUUCACUACGCACGCAACCUUGUUGGGCAGGUACCUGUGUGCCGGAUCUGUGGACUUCUACAACAACCUGCAAUGGUUUGACGUAGAUGCGGAGGCAGGAAAGCGUGGCAUCUACCACAGAUACUGCAUAGAGCGCGCUGCGGCUCAUGCCUGCGACGUCUUCACAACCGUUUCCCACAUUACGGCCUAUGAGAGUGAGCACCUGUUGAAGCGCAAGCCAGACGGUGUCUUGCCCAACGGACUCAAUGUCACCAAGUUCUCCGCCAUGCACGAGUUCCAGAACUUGCAUCAGCAGUCAAAGGAGAAGAUUCAUGACUUUGUGCGCGGACACUUCUACGGCCACUAUGACUUCGACCCGGAGAACACACUCUACUUCUUCACGGCAGGACGUUAUGAGUUCAGGAAUAAGGGCGUGGACAUGUUCAUCGAGUCCCUCGCACGUCUGAACCACCGGCUCAAGACGGCCGGAAGCAAGAUCACGGUUGUUGCGUUCAUCAUCAUGCCAGCCCAGACGACCUCGUUGACGGUCGAAGCCUUGAAAGGACAGGCAGUGAUAAAGUCACUGCGGGACACCGUCGACAUCAUCGAAAAGAGCAUCGGGAGGCGCGUUUUCGAGCGAUCAAUCAAGUGGCACGACGGAGACCCGCUGCCCGAUGAGAAGGAGCUCAUCACCUCCCAGGACCGAGUCCUCCUGCGGAGGCGUCUGUUCGCCAUGAAGCGCCACGGGCUACCGCCAAUUGUGACGCACAACAUGCUCAACGACAGCGAGGACCCCGUGCUCAACCAGAUCCGCCGCGUACAGCUCUUCAACCACCCGUCGGACCGCGUCAAGGUGGUCUUCCACCCAGAGUUCUUGAACUCGGCAAACCCUGUAUUGCCCCUGGACUAUGACGACUUUGUUAGGGGCACACAUCUCGGUGUCUUUGCGUCGUACUAUGAGCCAUGGGGCUACACUCCUGCCGAGUGCACGGUCAUGGGAGUCCCCAGCAUCACGACCAACCUGUCUGGCUUCGGCUGCUACAUGGAAGAGCUCAUCGAGAACUCGAGCGAUUAUGGUAUCUACAUUGUUGACCGCAGAAACAAGGGUGUGGAUGACUCGGUCAACCAGCUUACCUCGUCCAUGUUCGACUUCUGCCUGAAGAGCCGGAGGCAGCGCAUCAACCAGCGGAACCGCACUGAGCGCCUGAGCGACCUGCUCGACUGGAAACGAAUGGGCAUGGAGUACGUCAAGGCUCGGCAGCUUGCUCUUCGGAGGGCGUACCCCAACUCGUUCGAGGGCGAUGCGGAGGACGAUGACUACAUCCCUGGCGUGGAACAGAAGAUUUCGAGGCCGUUCUCGGUGCCCGGAUCUCCUCGUGACCGCACGGGCAUGAUGACACCUGGUGACUUUGCCAGCAUACAGGAGGGCCACGAAGGCCUUAGCACCGAGGAUUAUGUAGCGUGGAAGCUGCCUGAGGAGGAAGACCCCGAUGAGUACUCGUUCCCUCUGACACUGAGGUCGAAGCGGACAGGGCCCGGCAGCCCCCUGGACGGCGUGCAGCUCAACGGAAACUAGAAGUAGUCGAGUGCAGUAUCGAUCUAUGAUUUGGGCCCAUCUCCUAUACCGCAGGCACCGAGCGAGCAAGGUGGACAUACCAGGGGAGAUUGUACUGAUACCGGGGUCGAAAGCCAAAAGCGGCGGAUACCAGCACAAGCACGACAUAUUGCAUUGCACAACGGGGAUGACUUAGUCUGUCAUGUAUAAUUAUUUACUUCAUUUGGUCCGAGACCAAGCAUAUCAGGGUGUUCUCGCGUAUUUCGCGCUAUAUCAGCCUCCCAGAUUGGGUUCUUGGCCGCUUGCGUAGACAAUCCCGACGACGUUCUCAGCGCUGCUCCUCAGAGGCUAGAGGUGGGAAUUGCUGAAGCUUGAUGCAGGCAGAUUGACCUCAUUGGGACUAGUGUCUGGAUGUCUGUCUACAUGUCCUGCUGCGCCGCAGGAUGCCGGUAUCCCGCACCUCACCAACAGAUUCAGGCACAGGGUGAUCUCAGCUCGAAGGAUGCGGUAAGAUUACUGAAACGAUCCGUCGCUUUAUUGAAGGAUUGCUUGCCGCUGGACGCAUCCAACUCGGAACGAACCUUCCUCCCAGCUUGACACUUAAAAAAAAAGUCUCUCCCUUUGAGUGGGGGCACAGCCAGCCAGCCACUGUAUGUUUGUAUGCUGGUGCCCGGUGUUGUCUCGGAACUUGGGGGCUCAACCUGCUUUGUUGUACAUUUAUUUCUACCCGUCUCUUUCUUCCUACCCUUGCGCCCAGCCCAUACCGACCAAGAAAGUCUAGAUUCAACGAUGAGUGCCGAGAGAGAUUCCUAAUCCUGAACCGUUACGGCCCCUGCGUACUCCUGAGGACCUAGGCACCUGGAUAGGGGAAAGGCAGGAUUGCAGAGGCUGAGAGGCUGAUCUAGCGCCGUCCGUUGGUGAUAGUAUGUGCGCCCAACAGCAGAAUGCAGACUGUCACGCAUUUGAUGCGAUGUGGGAGUUGCCAAAUUUGGGACGUGCAGACCCAGGGUGCCAACGGGCCAUUGUUUCGAAAUAAGCGGCGCUGCUAUGCACAGAAGCAGAGGGGCGAGCAGACUGGCAGAGGGGCAGAUCGGUUUGUGCUCAGUCCUCGGCACAGGCUGCGCAGGCGCCCGCGAUCUCCGAGCUGGAGGGGCAAGACGAGCGACGGGCGUGACAGGCUGGCAAAGUGGAAAUAUCACCGGGUAGUCGACCGAUCUGCGCGAAAUGAGCGGGCAGGGACCCCGCCGUGGGCUCCGCUCUGGCAGAGGGUCGGAGGGUCCAGGGUCUCUCGAGAAGGCCGAUUGCUGUCUGGUAAUUACGGUUCGGGGUGAUGUAAUGCGAGUGAGAGGAUGAACGACGAGGCACAGCCCGACUAUCUGCCCUCAGCGUUCUAAAGUUCGGCUCACAAGAUACCGUGUUAUCCCAAGUCCCAAUAUCGCCCUCGUGUCCUCCAACCCCACCCCAUUCCCGUAGUGUUGAUCGUUGUGCUCAUGUAGCAAGUAAUAAGGUUGGCGAGAUACCGAACAACACCAAGCCUGCAAUCAAAUAUCAUCAGUGAUCCAAGCCUACCUGGAUUCCUUGGGCAGUCAGUCCCUUAGGCAGGUGCCCAG
Molecule: messenger RNA, 4042 nt
Organism: Diaporthe batatas
Lineage: Eukaryota; Fungi; Ascomycota; Sordariomycetes; Diaporthales; Diaporthaceae
Exons: 7
Coding region: 342-2453 (703 amino acids)
Biological process (GO): glycogen biosynthetic process
Cellular component (GO): cytoplasm
Molecular function (GO): alpha-1,4-glucan glucosyltransferase (UDP-glucose donor) activity
Source: RefSeq, a predicted model, not a curated record